GAGAUCCAUGCUGAUGUGGUUUUUACACAAGGGCACGCUGCUGGACGAGGAGGGCAUUCCUCCGACUCCAGUCCCGACCCGUGAUGUGCAAGAUGGGCAUUCUUUCGCUGUGAUGCUUGCAGGGCACCGUACAGAUGUGGAAGGUGCAGUGACCUCUGCUCCGCUUCAGAUGGACAACAUUUUGCUGAAUAUUGUUCGACAAUUGCGAGUUCUUCUUCGAGAUGUCUUUGGCGUCCACUACCUGGAAGUUCCCACAGUUGACCAACACGAUGCGGAAGAAGGCAUCAUCUUACAGUGCUGGACGCUUGAAGACAAUGAGGAACGUGAAGUGCGCCAUGGUGUUUAUGUUCAAGUGAUUCUUCUUCCAUUGAUUGGUGCCGCGUCUGACACUGACUUUGCGCUUGAAGUUGCUGACUUGCUUUAUGCUCUGAAGAUGAUAUGGCCACGCGAAAGAGAUUCCUUGAUGCUACAGGGCGCUAUUGCCCCUGGAACCAGUCUUGAAGUGCGUGUUCCACAACUUCAAGUGCCGCGACCAGGGGUGCUCAUAGUGUUUGAUGCACGGGAUCGCAUUGCUGUCGCAUUGCUGUCGCAUGGGAGUCAGAAGCACGGAUCACCACCUGGUUUGCCGGUCAUCAUUUACCUUUUCCACGGCGAAUUGGUGGCUCACGAUCACCGGCCACGGGUGUGUCCUCGAGUCAUCAAUUUGGAGUAUGAAUCUCUGCUGGAGGUUUGCUUUCAUUUCGACUGCAUGUUUGCAGGCAUGGCGGUGCAGGGCCUUUGGAAAGCAGAUUUCAUAUUCUGUCAGCAGCUGCUUCGGCGCCGGGAGCUGGUGGCAUACAAUUUUGGAUUCGCACCACGUGGAGGAUUGGAUCCAUUGUUUCUUUGUCAGUUGGAGCGCAUAGAGCAGAAGAGGAAAAUCUUGCAGGGGCCAAGACUCAGAUUGCAACAUAUGGAUCUCACAAUUGUUGAGAAGGACCACGGCCGUGUGAAGCUGGUGCUUUCGAAGAGUUGCAGAAUUGGAGCCCGAAGGUCCGAUGCCACUAGCCCCAACAUCAUUGAUAUUCAGCUUGGACUUGAGGAGCCACGCAUAUCUUGGAAUGUUGAUGUACGCACGCAUGCAGCACACAUCCGGGCUUGGGCGAAGCAGAGAGCGCCUCCCAAGCCCCGAGCUCCCAAGCGAAAGAGCUACUUGCAAGAUGAGACCUUGCGCCUGAUUCGCUGCAAACGCUUUCGCUGGAAUCGUCUUCGAAGCUUGAAGCGCAUGGUUCGACAAAGCUGCCUUCGUGAACUCUUUGCUGCAUGGCACUUUGGGAAGCGGACCAUUUUUGCCUCUCUGCUCUUGUGUAGCUAUUCCAGAUUUGUUGAAGCGAAGAAGCUUUCCAUGGCCAGCUGUGACAGCAUGCUUUUGCGACGACAGCAGACUUUCUGCUUCCAUUGCGGCGAAUUCUUGAAGCUGAAGGGCUUGACGUUGAUCAACUACUUGCUGAUGCUGCUCUACAUGGCCAAGCGUUUGAGGUGUUGCAAGGUGAAAUGCAUCACGACCCACAGCUUCCUGAAUUGCCAGGCUCCCAUUGUCGCCUGCGUCGACGACAUUGCUCUGCAAUUCUACAGUGUCGUGGUUAUGGUGCUCCACAGUUGCGAAGGGAACGCUUCAUUGAAGGCCUUUGCGCUGUGGGGCCGGGGCGAACUCUAUGACGUGCUUGAGCGAAUGGAGGACAUUGACUGCAAGUUGAGCAAUGAUGUGCUUGUUUGUUCCUUGAUUGAUCGUCUAAAAGCUCUACAUCGGGCUGUACCUCCUGAAGCCCCCUCUCCUGAGAUCCCUGUUGUGCACACAGACACCCGUUCUAAGCAUGCAGCAGAACCCUUGCACUCGGCAUGUGAUCAAGCUGAUGGUCGCUUUCACCACGAAAGACUUUUGCAUCUUUUGCAAGACAGCGCGGGGCAACAGUCCCGUCAGCGGA
Messenger RNA from Cladocopium goreaui, 1961 nucleotides. Lineage: Eukaryota; Dinophyceae; Suessiales; Symbiodiniaceae. The record is from the annotation of a GenBank genome assembly.